AUGAAUUGCGGGGCUAUCCGAUGCAAAAGAGGUCUAUUAUUAUUAUUAUUAUUAUUAUUAUUAUUAUUAUUAUUAUUAUUAUUAUUAUUAUUAUUAUUAUUAUUAUUAUUAUUAUUAUUAUUAUUAUUAUUAUUAUUAUUAUUAUUAUUAUUAUUACUAUUAUUAUUAUUAUUAUUAUUAUUAUUAUUAUUGUUAUUAUUAUUACUAUUAUUAUUAUUAUUAUUAUUAUUAUUAUUAUUAUUAUUAUUAUUGUUAUUAUUAUUAUUAUUACUAUUAUUAUUAUUAUUAUUAUUAUUAUUAUUAUUAUUAUUAUUAUUACUAUUACUAUUAUUAUUAAUACUAUUAUUACUAUUAUUAUUAUUAUUAUUAUUAUUAUUAUUAUUAUUAUUAUUAUUACUAUUAUUAUUAAUACUAUUAUUACUAUUAUUAUUAUUAUUAUUACUAUUAUUAUUAUUAUUAUUAUUAUUAUUAUUAUUACUAUUAUUAUUAAUACUAUUAUUACUAUUAUUAUUAUUAUUAUUAUUAUUAUUAUUAUUAUUAUUAUUAUUAUUAUUAUUAUUAUUAUUAUUAUUAUUAUUAUUAUUAUUAUUAUUAUUAUUAUUAUUAUUAUUAUUAUUAUUAUUAUUAUUAUUAUUAUUAUUAUUAUUAUUAUUAUUAUUAUUAUUAUUAAUGGAAGAAUUACUGAGGCCCGCUCGACCAGUUCGAAGAUCAACGGGAGUCAAGGUGAUCAAGGUGAUUAUUAUUAUUAAUUAG
Molecule: messenger RNA, 753 nt
Organism: Necator americanus (New World hookworm)
Lineage: Eukaryota; Metazoa; Nematoda; Chromadorea; Rhabditida; Ancylostomatidae
Exons: 2
Coding region: 1-753 (250 amino acids)
Biological process (GO): transmembrane transport
Cellular component (GO): membrane
Source: RefSeq, a predicted model, not a curated record